Molecule: messenger RNA, 6649 nt
Organism: Epinephelus moara (kelp grouper)
Lineage: Eukaryota; Metazoa; Chordata; Actinopteri; Perciformes; Serranidae
Gene: kremen1
Product: kringle containing transmembrane protein 1
Exons: 9
Coding region: 256-1689 (477 amino acids)
Biological process (GO): multicellular organism development
Cellular component (GO): plasma membrane
Source: RefSeq, a predicted model, not a curated record
CCCUAUUUCCUGUCACAUGGGUUGGAAAUAGGAUCCCUGCUUUCUACUAUCUGUUCCCGUCUUUGUGGUGUCAGUGUAGUAGUGGCUGUAGGACCUGCCUUGAAGUUCAGGGACUUUUAACGCCGGCCAAAGAGCGACUCCUGCACAGACCCGGACAGUCAGUCAGUCCGUCAGUCCACCAGCCCCGCCGGUCUGCGCAUCCGUCCGUCUGGCUGCAUUUCACCUGAGAGCCAGUUCAGACUCUUUAAUCACACGAUGGAUUCCUGGACAGUCACCUCUGCUCUUCUUCUUCUCGCUGGGGUUAUUUCUUCUGCGGCUUUUAGUGUUUUCGACACCGAGUGUUACACUGCCAACGGAGAGGACUACAGGGGCUUCCAGAACCAGACCAGCCUGCAUGGUGGUAAACCCUGCCUCUUCUGGAAUGAGACGUUCCAGCACCCUUACAACACCCUCAAAUACCCCAAUGGAGAGGGUGGUUUGGGCAGCCACAACUACUGCAGGAAUCCUGAUGGGGACGUUCAGCCGUGGUGCUACAUUGCAGACCAUGAAGACGGCAUCUACUGGAGAUACUGCGACAUCCCUACAUGCCAGAUGCCUGGGAACUUGGGCUGCUUCAAAGACAGCGGAGACCCGCCCACUCUGUCCGGCAGCAGCGAGACCUCCAACAAACUCACCAUCCAGAACUGCAUUAGCUUCUGUAGGAAGCAGAGAUACAAGCUUGCCGGCAUGGAGUCAGGAUAUGCCUGUUUCUGUGGCAACGAAGUUGACCAGCCUGACCACGGCGAGUCGCCUAGCAUGGAGUGUAACCAUGUUUGCUUCGGCGACCACACCCAGCCCUGCGGUGGAGACGGCUGGGUCAUCAUCUUCGACACCCGAGUCGGAGCCUGCGGAGGAAACUACUCCGCUCCAUCAGGAGUAAUCUACUCACCUGACUUUCCUGACAAGUACGGAGCUGGCCGUGUUUGCUACUGGACUGUUCAGGUUCCUGGAGCCUACGCCAUCCUCUUCAACUUCACCUUCUUUGAGAUCUCCGACCAGACCGACAUGGUGGAGCUACUGGACGGCUACAGCAACCAGGUGGUGGCACGCUUCGACUGGCGCAGCCCUCCGAGGGAGCUGGUGAAUGUCACCGGGGACUUUGUCAUACUGUACUUCUACUCAGACCGCACCAACCAGGCCCAGGGAUUUGCUCUGCUUUACCAAGCACUGAGAAGCCAAGACACCAGAACAAUGGAGGCUGAAGGAGAUGAGGAGGAUGAAGGAGAGGGCGUCUCCAGCACGGCGGGGCCCCAGGUAGCUGGUGGCGUCACCGAGAGAUCCAACAGCACUUCUAACGGACGCUCCACCCAAAUCCUCUACGUGAUCACGUCCAGCCCCGGUAAACCGGAGCACAACAUGCCAGGUCAGUGGGCUGGACGCGGCGAGACCACCGGCCACAGCGCUAUGUGGACCAUUUACGCUCUGGCUGCUCUCCUCAUCCUGACAGUCAUAGCCAUGGUGGCGAAGCUGCUGCUGCAUAUCACGGUCAAGUCCCCAAACAUCCCAACAGUCAGUGGUUCAGACAGCUGCAGCCAGAGCACGGCAUCCUCUGAGCCUUGGAUCAUCCUCUACCGACCCUCCACCAUCUCCCUCUUCAAGAAGAAGCUAAAGAACCACCACGGCGACCUCAGCCCCCUGGUGGGCAACUAGCGCCACUGUCGCGCUCCACCGUUAACCAAAUGCUACCACCACCCACCACCACUCUGUACAAGGGCCGUCAGAUGCCAGGCCCUCAGACAAUGAAACUAUACGAGGCGCUACGCCAACAAGCCAACAACUGAGUGGCUAAUGACAACUGACUGAGUGACUGCUACUAAACGGCCCGUGGGCCAAAGUGGCCGGGCCCUCCCAUCCUGCCCAGCACCAAAGAAGAGGUGGACAGGCAGGGCUGUCAGUGACCUCAAUGUGGGAAAGGAGGGCAAAGGAGUACAGUAGAUGGAGGACAAUCUGCAGCUCUGACAAAGAUACAAGGACGCUUUUAACAUGCGGGAAGCUUCUCUGCUUCAGCGAGGCUCUUUUUCCAUCACCCACGGUCGUCCCUAACAAUCAACAUACCUCCAAAAACCCUCCAGACUGCAGGCUCACCAGUGAAAACACAACCUAGCCCGGUGCAGAUUAAUGGCUAACUUCACUGUCUGUGUUCAGUUUAGGAAACAGGGAGGCUUACCUCUUCCUGGUGCUUCAGAAUCACAGCGGCAGCCAAAUCUUCAUCAGUACCAAGGAGAGGAUGAGGAAAUGGAUACACACACACAUAUGGUGUAACACUUAACAGCUUAACAGUUUUGUAGAACUCUUCUAACUGCCUCACGUGGACGACAAACACUUGCAGCCAAAAACCAGAAUCCUCCCAUCCAAAGAGUUAUAUAUUUAUUUGUCUUUUUGAUUCCAUAUGCAAAGUGCUAAUGUUUCUUUUGAUGUGUUUUACGUGAUAACGAGCUUUCUGAGGAGCGGGAACCGGGACGCGGAGCCGUCACACACAAGGUAGAUAUCAGAGCACUUUGGGGAUGAAUCACUCUCCGUAACACGAAAAGAUCAGAGAGACAGAGAGACAGAGAGAGCGUGCGCUCGCCCACGCGUUCACUUGGUGUUCAUGUGGAUUUGGGUGGAGAGAUAAGUAGCGUCAUUCACUUGGGAGGUUGGGUGGUGCAGUUUGCAGACAAACUGCCAUUUAGGGAGGCUUGGGAAGAUCUGAGGGCUUUUUCUGCUCGGGUGUGGGUGGGAGUCUUUCCGGUUUGAUGGUGUUCAAGUGCCUUAAGGAUCUCCUCUUCGUUUGUCUCAGAUGCAUCACAUCUGUUUCUUUCACGGGGUCCCUCACAAGAGUCUGCAUUUCUUUAAAAUUAGCGUGGAUGUGAGUUUCAUUCCAAAAUAGGAUUUCCACCACUUAGAUGUAAUGUAAAAAAAUGAUGCCACAUCUUGUACAGUGAUUGAAAGCAUUUCAUAUUCGUCUUUUUAGUACACGCAACUGAACACCUCUCCAGACUGGAUCUUUUACAUUUUUAUUACAUGAUGGACAUUAGAUGAUUUUUUUGUUUUGUUCUCCAAAAUGAACACAUAGCCUUUUGGGACAGAGUAACGGACAAGGCUUUAAAAGACAUUUUUGUUUCUAAUUUCUGUGUGUGCUCUUAUGUGUCGUCUUGGACAUUUACUGAACAUAUUGUUCACAUUAAGUUGUCUUUUGAUUACAGGGGGGAUGAAUAUUGUUGUAUAUUAUGUAAUUCAGUGUGGGAAUGAUGAUAUUUAUGUCCACUCUUUCAUUUUGUGUUUCAGCAAAGCAUUUGAGAAACCUGUUAAAGCACUUCCUUGUCAACUUAAAGGGUAAUUUUGGUAACUUUCAACCUGGACCUUAUUUUCCCAUGUUUCUGAGUCUACGUGACUAAUGGAGAUGAGUAAUUUUAGAACAGGUCCAGUAUGGAAAGGGAGUGCUGUCGAUGGCAGAAGCAAAACAGGCUGCAAUGUAAGCAUUCAGGGCAACUGUGCACCAAUCAAUUAUGUCCACUAAAAGAGUUUGUUUUUUGCUGCAGGCUCAGAUUGUAAUUAUACGUGUGAUAACAGAGAAACAUUUUCGCUUGAACCAUUCUGUUUGUUAUUGUGUUUAACCAAGUCUCCCUGGAGGAGAAGUCUCGUUCUGUAAUCUCCUGAGAGAUGACUCGUUACAGGAAAAACAAUGGUUAAAACUUUAAAGUCUGUGUCCGUCCAGGCAGCGCUCGAACUUACCAAAUUAGUCGGCAACAAGUUUUAGAGAGACUUAAGUAAGAGAUAUAAAAAAAGAGAAGUAACGACCGUAACAUUUUCACUGGCCUCCCUGUUGCUUUCUACUGUUUGCUAACCUGUUUUCCAGCCCGUCUGUGUAGUCUGUCACACAUUAGAAGGAAAUAAAAAGCAAAAACACACAGAAAGACACUGGCAUGGGAAAAGAGUCUAUUGCCCAUAUUUAGCAGGUUUUCCCGUGUUUAAAAAACUCGCAUACACACGCUAUAUUUGGUUGAUGAAAGGGUAUUAGUGUUAUCUCAAUGAUUUUCUAAAUAUUCAUGGCUGAGUUUUUAGCUUAUUUCGACAAUCUGAAAAUGUCAGCGAGAUUUCAGGAAGUGGCUUCUCCUUGAGCGAGACUCUUAGGAUGCAUUCACACUGGCUCUAUUUAGUCCGCUUUAAACAAACCCUGGUCCACUUCCAAGGAUAGUUCGGUUCGUUUGGAGUGGUGUGAACGCUCAUUCAAACUCUGGUGAAAUGCAAACAGACUAUCCAGCGAACCAAAGAGAGAGCGUAGAGUGCAGUGCAUUUAAAAAACAAAGCCAACAGCGCAAACCAGGAGAAGCAGAGGUAAAAAAAACACAUUCAUUCAUUCAUCUUCUAACGGCUUCAUCCUCUUGAGGGUCGAGGGGGGGCUGGAGCCUAUCCCAGCUGACAUUGGGCGAGAGGCAGGGUACACCCUGGACAGGUCACCAGACUAUCACAGGGCUGACACAUAGAGACAGACAACCAUUCACACUCACAUUCACACCUACGGACAAUUUAGAGUCACCAGUUAACCUGCAUGUCUCUGGACUGUGGGAGGAAGCUGGAGUGCCUGGAGAGAACCCACGUUGACACAGGGAGAACAUGCAAACUCUGCACAGAGGGGCUGCCACACCCGGGAUCGAACCGGCAACCCUCUUGCUGUGAGGCGACAGUGCUAACCACCAAAAACAAUUAAGUAAAAAAAACCAGAAACCCCAAGACUGCAUAAAAUUGGUGUUGCUCCAUUGUUUCUGUGGCGACCAAGCCGGCUGAAGGGAUGGAUUUCCGUUUUUAGUCCUGACUAAUCGAUAAGCCGGGUUUUCUUCUUCCUCAUGUUUUUUUUCUUCCUGGUCAGUGGUCGUUUCGGGUAAUACCACCCCAAACGAGCGUUGUCCAGGAGGUUUGGUCCGCUUUAAAAAGUGCAGUGUGAAAGUGAACCCAACCAAAUGAAGGUGUCAAAUGUUUCAGCAUUCCCCGCCCAAUCGAAUCGAGUCCCCCGAGUAUCCUGGUGUGAAUGCGCCCUUACACACAAUAACAAACAGACUGGAUCAUGCAAAAGGAAAACAAGUAAAGAAAAAUGUUGAAUUCCUCUGAAAGAUCAUCCAAUAAUGUUGUCGGACACUUUGAAUAACAAUCUGAGCCUGUCAGUGGCAAAAAAGCUCUUUGAUGGAUGUAAAUUGACGAUGCUAAAUGCCCUGAGUGGCUGUUUUGCCGCUGUCAGCUGCAGCGCUCUCUCUUAUUUAAAAAAUAGUUGAACACUCAGACACCAAAACAUUGUAAAACAGGGUCCAGGUUGGCAAUACCAGACUUUCCCUUUAAGGUGGAAUGCAUUUUUUCCUUGGACAGCAGUAAAUUGCCUAAAUUCUAUAAGACGCUGCAGACCUGGGAGCUUUUACUUGUCACUUUGAUUUCGGGCCAAAAGGUCGAGCGCAAACAAUAUACCCAGACAGAAAUAUAACCAGAAGCACUCAAUGGCACUAUGCACAACCUGACAGCAGGUUUGCAGCUGUGACGGUUUUCUGUGCAUUGCUGUGACAUUUAAACUACUUGUAAAAGGUCAAAAUCUACUCGUUCGCCAUUGGCAUAGUAAUUGGGCUUUCCUGUCUUGGGACGAGAUGUUUCUUCAGAUGGUCAACCCCAAAAAAUUCGUCUAAUCGCUGUCAGGAUUAAUAAAGGAGAGGUUCAAAACGUCAGUGCACUUGAUGAAAUAGUACUUAUUCACUUUUGCAUUCAGUUUCAGUGAAAAAAAAAAAAACAUACUUUGUGCAGCAACCUGAGCACUUGAGACAAAAGGUUAUAUUUUACACAUGACGCAGCAUCAUAGUGACAUUCAAGUUAAAGGGUUUAGAGUUUUCCAAGAAUCAGACUGAAUUUAAGGCUUUUAAAAAAAGAUAGAGAGCCUUUCUUUCCCACUCAGAAGUUUGUAAAAAAAAAAGUGACUCUUUGCUAUAUUCUGCCUGUCUGCUCAACUGUAACUCAUGUUAAUUAUUGCAAGACAAGAGCACAUGCCCCUGGGUCUGUGAUGUUCAGAGGAGACCAUGCGUAGAGGGAGGGAGGGAGGGGAAUAAAGAGCAGAGAUGUGAGAGCGAUGGGAAAUUAAUGUGCGUUCAAAUCAAACACAAGCUAACAAAAUCUGACAGUUAAAAUCUAACAAGGGCAUAUUUGUUUGGAUAGCCUGGUGAAUUAUGCAAACUCCCAUUUUCUGUCCCGUCCUCCAGUCAAUCGGAAAAUUCCACGCUAUCUUCUGAGCGGUGGAAACUGUCUUUCCCCAAACUGUCGUUGAUGUGAAUGUCCUGUAGUGCUCCAUGACGUGAAAACACCAGGAGCCCUGUGGGAAAUGAUCUGGAGGGGCCCAAACACAUUGUUUUCACGAAAUUGUAAAUAGCAAAAAAAAGAAAAAAAAAUAGUGAAAUGUUUAAUUUAUACAGUAAAUUAUUGUUAUUUUGUAUGUGAAUGGGAUAUAAUCUAUCUUUUGUAUAAGUGAAGUAUCUUUGUAGUUUUAUUUAAUGUGUCCUGGUUGCAAAAUAAACACUGUAUGCAUGUUUCUUAAGCUCGUGUUGUGCUUGUUCUUUUGUUUUGUUCCAUCCUCUUAAUAAAACGCCAUUAAUUCCAUAAU